UUUGUUUCGGUAGUUCUGGUUAGUAGGCGGGUGUUAUAUUCUCUGAGUCCGGGACUGCAGCCCGCCGGUAUUCCAGGAAUGUGUUGAUCAUGGCGGCCGCAGUGAAGCCCGUGAAGAGCGGACUGCUGGAGCUCCGCGUUACUGUACACCACUGGAUUCGUGUGCUCGCCACUCUUACCGGGGACACGUUCACCGUGAGCCCCGGAGAAACCGCCGAGGAGUCCGCCAGCAACUCGCCCGCGCCCGGUGCUGCUGUUAACGGGGAUCCGGCGAACCUCAGCGCCUCUCCUGUACCGGACACCAUCACCAACGUCAAGAGGACCGUCCGGGUCACCAAACAAGAAGUUGGAGGACUUGGAAUAAGUAUUAAAGGUGGGAAGGAGAAUAAGAUGCCCAUCCUGAUCUCGAAGAUCUUCAAAGGACUGGCAGCGGAUCAGACGGAGGCUCUUUACGUUGGAGAUGCUAUUUUAUCGGUGAACGGCAACGAUCUCAGAGAAGCAACUCACGAUGAAGCUGUUCAGGCCCUGAAGAAAACCGGCAAGGAGGUCAUUCUGGAAGUGAAGUACAUUAAGGAGAUGUCGGCGUUUUUUAAGGGUGGGUCGACGGGGCCACCGGUGCUGGAUUCUCCACCAGCGACGCCUCAGAAACAGACGGAUCCUGCGCUGAAGGAGACCAGAACCAUCCCACUGCGCAUGUGCCACGUGACCCGCAAACAGUGCCCGCCUGACCCAGAGGACAGGUAUUUCGAGGUGGUUUCCUCAGACAGGAAGACGUCUGUGUUUUUGCGGGCUAAAGAUCACGCCAUGGCUCAGGCCUGGUAUAACAGCAUCCAGAGCAGCAGCGCAGCGUUACUGAACACUGCUAAAGAUGAGCUCAAAACACUGCAGCCCAGCCUGAACAUCAAACACAUCGGCUGGAUCAUUGAGCAGGGUUCAGAGCGGCCCAUUCUGGCAGUGUUGACGGACAGAGAUCUGCUGCUCUACGGGGCUUUACCAGACAGCAAAGAGACACUGAACAGCCCAGACAAGAGCUACCCACUCAUCACCACCAGGCUGGUUCACUCUGGUCCGGGUAAGAGCUCUUCUGUCCAUGACUCAGAGCUGACGUUCGGUCUGCGUUUGGGCACUAAGCAGGGUGUGGAGACGCAUCUGUUUAGGGUGGACUCUGCUAAAGACCUCUCCUGCUGGACACACCUGCUGGUGGACGGAUGCCACAGCGCCGCAGAGCUCGUGCAGGAGGUCAUUACAG
Messenger RNA from Danio rerio (zebrafish), 1248 nucleotides. Lineage: Eukaryota; Metazoa; Chordata; Actinopteri; Cypriniformes; Danionidae. The record is from RefSeq and is a predicted model, not a curated record.